Vigna unguiculata (cowpea) is the source of this 1354-nucleotide messenger RNA. Its product is annotated as protein FMP32, mitochondrial-like. The record is from RefSeq and is a predicted model, not a curated record. Lineage: Eukaryota; Viridiplantae; Streptophyta; Magnoliopsida; Fabales; Fabaceae. Gene Ontology annotation, cellular component: mitochondrion.
UUGUCAUAACCCGUACCGUUUUUGCACUUGAAGGAUGGUGUCGUGAACCCCAAGACAUUCGCUCCGUUAUUUUGGUUCUCUUUGAUAAGAGAAAAACAACUGCUUUUGUUUACGAACACCAUUAGUAUUAGUUUCUUCGAUUUGAUGACUCAUCACAGCACCACCACUGAUUAACGACGUGGAGCAGCUUCUCUCUCAUCCUCCUCCUCCCAUUGGUCAUUGGUUGAGUUAACUUGCUGCCAAGGUUGAAAAUUGUUGUGCGGCUUUUGGGGUUUGCUCGUGGAAUCGGAAAUGGCCGCGGUUCGUAAGCGGAUGUGGCAGUUAUCUGGAAUCGGAGCUUUUGGGGCUUCCAAAUCCAAAGUGUCGUCGUCGUUCGAAAGAGCAAUAUUCCAUCCAUUUCCUGUUUCGGGGACAAGGCAUGUUUCUCAAUUGGUGAAAUCCAACGGAAAACACUUGUUUCUCGUUGACACUUUAGCCCUGGUUAGAAAACUAGAGGGGGAAGGAUUGCCCUCGAAACAAGCUGAGGCAAUAACCGCUGCCAUAACCGAAGUUUUGAAUGACAGUCUCGAAAAUGUGUCUCAAUCGUUAGUAUCUAAAGGAGAAAUGCAGAGAACCGAGAUGAUGCAAGAAUCCAAUCUGUCCAAGUUUAAAGCAGAGGUGCAGAGCUCACAGGGACACCAUUUCUCUCUUUUACAACAUGAGACAGAGAAGCUUAGGAAUGAUAUAGAGAAGAUGCGUAGUGAGUUGAGGUAUGAGAUUGAUAAAGUCACUGCUGGGCAGCGAUUAGAUUUGAACCUUGAAAGGGGGAGAAUAAGGGAGGAAUUGUCUAACCAGAAUGCUGAAACUAACAACCUGACAAACAAACUUGAUAGAGAGAUCCAUUCUUUAAGAGCACAGCUAGAAGCAGCCAAGUAUGAUGUCAUAAAAUACUGCAUAGGAACACUGGUUUCGAUCUCUGCCGUUGGUCUUGCAGUAUUACGUAUUUUGAUGUAAACGAAUUGUAUUCCUAUGAGAUUAAAAAAGAGGUGGAAAAGAAUCAAGGUACCUAGCUGCUUUGAAGAUCUGUCUUCUCUCAGAAACAGUUGCAUUACAAUUCUGGUUCAACCUUUUUUUUUUCCAUUAUUUUUCUUUGGUCGGUACUAGUGGAGCAGAAAGGACCUAGCUCCAAGUAGGAACGAAUUGGGCCUGUUUUUUAAGCCCCAUUCCAUAUUCUUUCUGUUUAUUUAUUUGCCAUGCCUUUGGGGAUAUUUGUGCAUUUUGUGCAUUUUGUGCGUGGCUGUGGUAUCAAUACAACACAAGCAUCUUGGAUUAUAAAUGCUUAAGCGGAAGAAUUUAAAUGCAUGUUCUUAUAGCA